AUGUGGGUGACCAGCCUCGUCCUGCUGGGUGCUGAGGGGUCCGCGGGCUGAGCCGCACCCCGGGGGGUCCUCAGGAAUGGGGGGACGAGGCCACUGUCCCCAGCCCGGGGCCCGGCUCCGUUACGCACCGCGCCCCGGCCUCAGGAGCGAGAGGGGACGCGGGCGCCAUCGCUCUGGGUGCCCCCCUGGCUGAGCCCCGACCAACCCCCCGGCACAGCAGCAGGGCCGUGCCGGACGAGCGGGGCGAACCCCAAAGAUGCUCAACGUCACCGUGUCCUGCCGGGGGGACGAGCCCGAGCGGGUUCCCGGGCUCCCAGCCCCGCCGCGGCCACCGUCGGCAUGAACGCCACCGGGCCGGCGGGGAACCGGAGCUGUGCCGGCGAGGAGCCCAUCCUGCUGCCCACCUUCUCCACCGCGGCCAAGGUGCGGGUGGCCAUCACGUGCCUCCUCUUCCUCUCCUCGGCUUGUUGCAACGGGGCCGUGCUCUGGUCGCCCGCCCGGGCACCGCGGCGUCGCCCGCCCCGCGUCCGCGUCCUGAUGGCCAACCUGGCGGCGGCCGACCUGCUGGUGACGGUGGUGGUGAUGCCGUUGGACGCCACCUGGAACGUCACCGUGCAGUGGUACGGGGGAGACGCGGCGUGCCGGGCGCUCAUGUUCCUCAAGUUGGCCGCCAUGUACGCCUCGGCCUUCGUCACCGUCGUCAUCGCGUUGGACCGGCACGCCGCCAUCGUCAACCCCUUGGCGGUGGGCUGCGCCGAGAGGAGGAACAAGGCGAUGCUGUGCGCGGCGUGGGUGCUCAGCGCCGUGCUGGCUCUGCCCCAGGCGUUCAUCUUCCGCACGGUGAGCCGGUUGCGGCCGCGCCGCUUCGUGCAGUGCGCGACGGUGGGCAGCUUCGGGGCGCACUGGCAGGAGACGCUCUACAACAUGUUCACCUUCGCCUGCCUCUUCCUCCUGCCGCUGCUCGUCAUGGUGCUCUGCUACGGCCGCAUCCUCGCCGCCAUCUCGGGCCGGAUGAAGGACGCCCGCGUCUCCUCCCAGGAGAUCCAGCUCCGCCGCUCCUACAACAACAUCCCCCGGGCCAGGAUGCGCACGCUGAAGAUGUCCAUCGUCAUCGUCCUGACCUUCAUCGUCUGCUGGACGCCCUACUACCUCCUGGGCCUCUGGUACUGGUUCUCCCCCGAGAUGCUGACGCGGGAGAAGGUGCCGCCGUCCCUCAGCCACAUCCUCUUCCUCUUCGGCCUCUUCAACACGUGCUUGGAUCCGCUCAUCUACGGGCUCUUCACGGUGCAUUUCCGCAGGGAGAUGUGGCACGCUUGCCGCUGCAGCCGCCGCCGGCAUGAGCAAGACGCUGGCUCUGCCCUCACCGGCUCUUUCCGUGUCUCCACCACGGCCGUGCUGGCCAGGGAGCUGGCAACAGAGGGGGGAUCUGGAAAGCACGAGCUGGAGGUGAUGGCGGGCGCAGCCCCACCGGGACGGAGCUGUGAGCUGUGCCGGAGGAGGACGGUGGAGAGCUUCAUGUGACGGGGAGGCCAGGCUGGACCCGUGGGGGGGCGAGGGGCACCCCCAAAAGGGGGCUGGGGGGAGACAACAAGGGCUCUGUGCCACCACGAAGCUGCUCAGCAAUAAACUCGGGAUUAUUUUCUCAGCAGGAACCUGGUUUUAGGCCCGGGGAUGGUUUAUCCGGAGCCAGCGCUGCGGCAUCAGCAGCACAUUUCCAUGCUGGGUGGCGCCUAACGGCACCGGGCAGCACGUGAGGAGCGGUAAGCCAGAAGCAACGCACCCCGUGUCAGGCAGAGAGCAACAUCUGGGGCAGAAACUCCUUCAAAAGAUGCCAAAAAAGAAAAUGUAACUUAUUUUAAAUGUGCCCCUUCACCUGCGCUGGGGGCAUGGGGAGAAUUCAACGCUCCCGGCGCUGAGCUACGCAGAAAACCCGCUGACCUGCUGGAGAGCAGCGCGCAGCUCCGUAAAACUGUCGCUUUCA
Messenger RNA from Falco peregrinus (peregrine falcon), 1981 nucleotides. Its product is annotated as gonadotropin-releasing hormone II receptor-like. Gene Ontology annotation, biological process: G protein-coupled receptor signaling pathway. Gene Ontology annotation, molecular function: gonadotropin-releasing hormone receptor activity; peptide binding. Gene Ontology annotation, cellular component: membrane. NCBI's taxonomy places the organism in Eukaryota, Metazoa, Chordata, Aves, Falconiformes, Falconidae. The record is from RefSeq and is a predicted model, not a curated record.